CACAACCAUAAAACGCGGUCCAAAUCUUCCCAAUAAAAUGUCCGCUGGCUCCAAUUAGGGUUUCUCAUCAUUCCCCCACCUCUUCUUCUCCUCUCCUUCCUUCUCCGCACUUUCCAUCUUCCCCACAAUCUCUUUCAGCUGCCAUCUUCCGAGUCGAAAUUCCCGUUUCGAUCCCGAUUCCGGCCAAUUUCACCCUUCUAUUUAACCUUAAAUGCGGAUUUGAGGGAAGCGAUUUUCCACGGAUUCUCCCGGUUCUCUUUCGUCGUGAUUUCCAGCUCCCAUUUCUGGUUCUCGUUCCAGAAUGCCGGCGACGGAUUUUCAAGGAUCGUCGGCAGCAUUUGGGAGGGCACUUUUGAGUCUGCGUCGCGAUCAGGUCCAUUCCAUGGAUGGGCACGGCCACAAUAGCAGCCACGAGAGCUCCGGUCUCGAGUCCGAGCUCGAAGCGUUUCAGAAAUUGGUAGGGGAGAGGUUCCUGGAUCUCUCGUCGGUUAGAUCUGACGAUUUGCUUUCCCUCGCCUGGAUCCGGAAGCUGCUCGAUGCGUUCCUCUGUUGCCAGGAGGAGUUCAGGUUAAUUUUAUCGAGAUACAAGUCUUAUUGCGGUAAGGCGCCGUUGGAUCGGUUAGUCCACGAUUUCUACGAGCGGAGUGUUAAGGCCUUGGAUCUCUGUAACGCCAUUCGCGAUGGGAUUGAGCAGAUCAGGGAGUGGAGGAAGCUGUUGGAGAUUGUUCUCUGCGCCUUGGAUAACCAGAGGCUUCUCGGAGAAGGCCAUUUCCGCCGGGCUAAGAAGGCACUGAUCGAUUUGUCCAUCUCCAUGCUCGAUGAGAAAGAGUGCACCGCUGCUUUGUCCCACAGGAACCGAUCUUUCGGCCGGCAUCAAUCUUCUUCCAAGGAUAACCACCUGCGGGCGCUUGGCCAUUUCAGGUCCUUGUCUUGGAGCGUCUCGCGGUCGUGGUCUGCAGCUAGGCAGCUCCAGGCAAUCGGAACCAACAUUGCGGCGCCCAGAGCCAACGAGGUCGUGUCCACCAGUGGUCUCGCCAUUGCUGUCUACACCAUGAACUCUGUUCUGCUUUUUGUAAUGUGGGCUCUUGUGGCGGCGAUCCCAUGCCAGGAUAGGGGUUUGCAGGUUCAUUUCUCGAUUCCCAGACACUUCUCCUGGGGUGCCCCUCUAUCCUCAAUGCACGAGAGGAUACUCGAUGAGUCGAGGAAACGGGAUAGGAGGAAUGCUUGUGGACUGUUGAGGGAGAUUUAUCAGAUGGAUAAAUGCUCGAGGGUGCUGUCUGAAUUAGCAGAUUCUGUGCAGUUUCCAUUGCCGGAGGAAAGGGAGCGAGAAGUUAGGGAGAAAGUCCAGGAAUUGGGCCAAAUAUGUGAGGAUUUUAAGGAGGGGUUGGAGCCUUUGGAGAGACAAGUGAGAGAGGUGUUCCAUAGAAUCGUUCAUAGCCGGACGGAAGGGCUUGAUACUCUGGGAAGAGGUAAUCACAACGAUGCUCAUUGAAGAAAUUGGGCGAUUGAAGCAAUGAGAAAGAUGGCUAGAGCGCAAGCAGUGAAAAUAAAUGGGUAAUGAAAUUGGGUGGUAAAAGAAAGGAGUUCUUGUAUUUAUUUACCAUCAUCAGUAUAUGUGUAGAGAAACAUAUGUUAGGAUUAUGGGAAAUUGGGGACUUUGGAUCCGUGCUCCUGCUGAUCUCCAGCUUGUGUUUUAUUGUAUAAUGAAACUUUCUCAGUAAAUUGCGUCUUUUAGUACCACGUUUCCUGUAUUGCACUUGGCCUUUUGCUUCAUGGUAGGCAUUGUUGAGAUUGGAAGUAUAGAUAUCGUUUGGCUAUUGAUUCAAAGGAAAAUGUCUGUGUUCAAAGUACACAUUCUGUGUUGGUCAUUCAGUUUGAAGAACCACAUAGUCAGAGCAUGUUGGCACCGAGAGCAAUUCUGCAGGUACCCACUUGGUCGUUUUUCACCUGCACAUAAGAUAUAACUGCCACUGGAAAAUUUUCAUAUCUUACCUCCACCAGAAACUUCCCUGUUAUGUCUGUAGGUAAUCGAUUUUUACACCAAGGCUAACCUUCAUUAUGAGGUGUCUUUCAUUUUUUGCUCUCAUAUCCCUAACCAACCUUAUCUUGGCUGUCUCCUAGAGUAGGACAUGGGCAGAUUUUGUUGUUUUUCAAAUCUGUAUGCAAGUAUACACAGCCGUCUGCAGUUAAUGCUAAUCAGACUCUUCUGUUCAGAACAUAUGCACAAGAAGUACCAUAUGGAAUUUGUUUAUUGCCUCGUGUCCUGACCAGUUUUAAUAAACUACUGCAAAGUAUGGAGUUUGUGUUUGCCCUCAUGGGGACAUUGUGAAUCGUAGGGUGCAGAGGUCAAGGUCCAUACCUGUCUAUCCUGAUUAUAGAUAGCUGUGUGUGUUGUGACUUUUGACUUUCUCCAAUGUGGAAUUCUUCUUGGCGGUUCAGUCUAAAUUAUAUAUCCUUGUUUAAAAUCAAAUGAUACAGAAGUGAUGUUUGGUUUCUUUCUUCUUACAUGGUGGAAGGAGCCUCCAAUGGCAGCCAUGUGAGCUUUGACUUUGAUUCGGUCUCAGCUUCUGUGCCCACUCAUAAAUGAAAGGGAUGCAAGUAAUUGAAACAUGUGUCUGCAACUGUUGUGAUGCUUUGUUUAUUGUUUAUAAUAAGGUUUGUUGACCCCUGUUACCGUGAUCCUCUCUUUUGUGUUUCAGUUUCAGAUUUUCUUAAUUCUUAUUUUGAUUGCCAAAGAAAUUGGAGCUGUACUGUAGCCUCAACAAGUGCUGCUGCUGGUAGGCUGUAAUGUAACGAUCAGCCUCUAUUAUUUUAAAUGGCUGAUCUGUAGUGUUUUGAUACUCUGGCGUGAGGGUUUGAAGACAUUCCUAGAUUGACCUGAUCGUUGUUAUUAACUGUCACAUGGAAAUGGGUGUGUGAUUGAAGAAGGGAGCAUAGCAUCCAAGGUGACAGAAAUUUGCUGUUUGAGCUGUCUGUGUGUGUGGAAGAAAUGCUUAAUGAUAUGUUUAUUCUUUGGCCAUGUGAGGCCGUAACGUGCACUAUAGCAGCCAUUGAGUAAAGUAUUUUUUUUUUUUUUGUUUUCUCAGAAUUCCCCAAAUCCUCUGCUUUCUGAAGGCUUCCAUACCGUAGCAUAUAUAACUUUUUAUCUUCUAGAACAAAGAUCUACGGAGUCUUAUUGAACAAGUUAGAUCUAUCUGCUGAAAAGCUGCAGUAUUUGCUGGUUUGUGGUGCAGGCUUUGGCUGGUGAAGUGUAAGCAUCCAAAGCACGUAGAUAAAACUUAAUUUGGGGUACCUACUACUACAAGCAGAUGGGAGAUGCUGCUACAACUUAAGGAGUGGUGGCCCUUCUUCGCUCACGCCAGCAAUAUAUGUGAGCAGUUAUUACCUCGCCUAGCUUUAAUUGCAAAAAGCUGUUUUCUGUAAGGUUUCAACUUUUCAGCAAUUUUUAUCUGACUUGUGUACAGGACUCUGCACCGUCAGCAGCUGUGCCAACGAGGCGACAGAGUCAAUAGACAAUCUGCAGGCCAUUCAUGAACCUGGGGUCAAGCUUCAACAGAUGCAAGGAAAUUGAAGUUUCCUGGCCAGAAAGAAAGGGAGGGACUCAUUCAUCAGCCUUAGCAAAACAGGUGGGGCUGGAAGUCAACUCAGCCACCAGUGAGGAAUUUGUGGCAGGUACAUCAACUAAUACCCGCGCUCACUUCCUAAAAUUGCGAUCUUGAUGGAUACAUAACCAACAGUUUGAUGAAGGUUAGUCUUGCAUGUGAUCAACUCUUUGAUUAGAGGGGCUAAUCCGCGGGACAAACACUGAUUAGUCAUCGUCAAGUGUUUCUAUUAGGACAUGGCCAUCUGGGCAUUAAUGGUUUUGGGAAAGGUCCUUUCUUUUUCAGUACCCAACUCGAAUAAAAUAAGUGGCAUGUUGCAUAUUGCAUGAUGGGUUUUUGGUGGGGGCUAAUGAAGUGAAGUAAGAAGUCUUGGUGUGUAUACCGACAAUACAUGGGCCAAACUAAUUGUGUUGCAUUUUCUUUGGCAGUCUCAUGAUCGUCAGAAAAUGGAAGGUGUGGCCGAUUGUCUUCCAUACGCUGCAGCUCACUGGUUUUGUAUAUUGUAAUUUGAAAUGUUUUGAAGUUCUCGUUGGGUUUCUGUUGAAGGAAUGACAAAUCUCCAACCUUUUGUUAGCAACAGCGGGGGGAUUUGAGAACCAGAUGUUUGGAAACUCCAUUGGUGUGGGGAUUGGGAUGGAAAAGGGCAAUAUAGCUUAGAGGAUGUA
This is a messenger RNA of Linum trigynum, 4267 nucleotides long. Lineage: Eukaryota; Viridiplantae; Streptophyta; Magnoliopsida; Malpighiales; Linaceae. The record is from the annotation of a GenBank genome assembly.